This is a messenger RNA of Ustilaginoidea virens, 810 nucleotides long. RefSeq lists its product as uncharacterized. Bases 1 to 810 code for a protein of 269 amino acids. Gene Ontology annotation, molecular function: SNARE binding; SNAP receptor activity. Gene Ontology annotation, cellular component: SNARE complex; membrane; endomembrane system. The record is from RefSeq and is a predicted model, not a curated record. Gene Ontology annotation, biological process: Golgi to vacuole transport; intracellular protein transport; vesicle fusion. The transcript has 2 exons. Lineage: Eukaryota; Fungi; Ascomycota; Sordariomycetes; Hypocreales; Clavicipitaceae.
AUGUCGUAUGAUCAACUCUCCACCCUCGAAUCUGGUCGUCAGCCCGGUGGCUACACGGACGACCCGGACUUCCAGACCCUUCAGUACGAACUCAAGAACAAACUGCAGAAGCUCUUGACAAGCAACCGAGAGCUUUCAAAGGGCGUCGGCUCGCUGGGCACCAAGAAGGACAAUCCUCGCCUGCGUGAGAGGGUGAACAAGGGCCUGGAAUCGACGCGCGAGCUGUGCAGGGAGAUUGGCCAGGGCGUCAAGAGAUUACAGACGUGGGAUGAUUUGACGAAGCAGCAAAAGUAUGAGCAAACCAAAGUAUCGAGCGACUUUCAGGCGGCGCUGCAAGAGUUUCAGGACCUGCAACGAAAGGCGCUGGACAAAGAAAAGGCCUCCGUCAGCGCUGCCCGCGCCGCGCACGAAUCCGAGUCGCACGGACAAGCCGCCGGCGGUACCCAGGAGCAGGAGCAGCAACAGCUUCUUCAGCAGCAAGAACUGUCCCAGCUGGCGCCGCAAGACGAGGUUGAUUUCCAGGAAAGCCUCAUCAUUGAGCGUGAAGAGGAGAUCCGAAACAUCGAACAAGGCGUGGCUGAUCUAAACCUGCUGUUUCGCAACGUCGCGCACAUUGUCGCCGAGCAGGAUGCAGGCAUCAUGACGCUGGCGGACAAUGUGGACAGAACGCACGAGCAUACCGCGCAGGCCGACAGAGAGACCAGACAAGCGGCGAGAUAUCAAAAGGCCGCGCGCAACAAGAGCUGCUGCUUACUUUUGAUUCUGGGCGUGAUUCUGACAAUAAUUAUCCUUGCCGUCGUUCUGGGGUGA